Chlorella variabilis is the source of this 870-nucleotide messenger RNA. RefSeq lists its product as hypothetical. NCBI's taxonomy places the organism in Eukaryota, Viridiplantae, Chlorophyta, Trebouxiophyceae, Chlorellales, Chlorellaceae. Gene Ontology annotation, cellular component: mitochondrion. The record is from RefSeq and is a predicted model, not a curated record. The coding region runs from base 1 to 870 and encodes 289 amino acids. The transcript has 6 exons. Gene Ontology annotation, molecular function: protein-containing complex binding.
AUGAGCGCCGCCGGGGACUCGAAGCCUCGCCCAGGGGACGCACCUGAGGCAGCGGGCGUGGCGGCAUCAGCACAGGCGCAAGCGGCAGCGGCACACGCGCCGUCAGGCUCCGUCGCGGCAGAUGCUGCCGCGUCCUCCUCAUCAGCGACUGACCUGGGGGACUACCACACCUACACCCCUCGGAUCGUGGUGUUUGGCGGCAGCGGCUUUGUGGGCAGCCGGGUGUGCCAGCAGGGGCUGGCGAUGGGGGCCGCCGUGGUCAGCAUCAACCGCUCGGGGCGGCCCCGCAACCUGCGCGGCGACUGGGGCGACGCGCUGGACCCGCAGCAGGCAUGGAAGGACGUCCUCAAGGGGGCGGCGGGGGCGGUGUCAACCAUGGGGGGCUUUGGGUCCAAUGAACACAUGUACAAGGUGUGCGGCGAGGCCAACAUGCGCGCCAUGGAUGCCGCUGCCGCGGCGGGCGUCCCCCGCUUCUCCUUCGUCUCGGUGGCAGACUACAAGCUCCCCGCGGGCUGGCGCGCCCAGGACUUCCUGCUGCGCGGCUACUUCCAGGGCAAGCGCGACGCAGAGGCACACAUGGCGGCCCUGUUUCCCGCGGGCGGCGUGGCGCUGCGCCCCAGCUUCAUCUACGGCAGUCGCGUGCUGGGCGGCGGCAGCAGCCUGCCGCUGGGCCUGGUGGGCGCGCCCCUGAGAGCGGCCCUCAGCCUGCUGCCCACCAGGAGCCUCGCCAACAUACCCAUCAUGGGCGCCGCCUUCAUGCCGCCCGUCAGCGUGGAUGCCGUUGCCAAGGCGCUCGUGAGCGCGGCGCUGGACCCCUCGGUGCCGCCAGGCAUCAUGGACGUGUGGGAGAUCGGCAGCAAGUAUGGGUGA